AUGGCGUCAGAAUGGUUUAUCCCUGAAUCUGAAGGGACGUGUGUAUCAAGCUACAGUACGAGACGUUUUUUAUAUGGCUUUGAGACUUGGCCUAUUCGAGCAGCGGAACUGGGACGUCUUCAGGUGUUCGACAGUUGUUGUCUCAGAACCAUGGCUCGUGUGGUUUGGUGUCAGCGAAUCAGUAAUGAGGCAGUUAGAAAGCGCGUUUUCGGGAAAACAAGUCUUGGGAGCAAGAUCAUUCUAAGCAUCCUCAAUAGUGUCGUAAUCAUAUUCGGCCUGAUCCUGAUUGUUGUCGGGGUGAUAGUCGCAUGGGGAACUCAUCUCAUCGUGAAAAUCUUUGACGGAACUGCCCAAAUAUAUAUGCAGGCUAUUGGACAGGAAAAAGCGCACAUCGUUCAACUAGCGAUCCGGCAGUUUGGACCCAUCGCACGACCAAUCGGCUUGUUGGUGUUCUUCCUGGGUCUGAUAGUUCUUGGAAUCGCCAUAUUCGGCUGCGUCGGAGCUACGUGCAACAACAAAUUAUGUCUAAAGAUCUACGUCAUCAUACUAUCAGUAAUCGUGUUGUUCCACAUCGUGCUACUCAUCGUCCACUUUUCGUAUCCGACUCUGGUUAUGUCGCCAGUUAGAAGCGUAUUAGAAAGAUACGUGAAAGAAUAUAAAUCGAUUGAGAGUGGUGAUGCUACGAGUGUAUUCCUGUCAAUGCUGAUGAGCUCAUUGCACUGCUGUGGCGUGAACGGAAAGGAAGAUUUCAAGAAGGCAACACAAAUGUCCAAAACGGAUGAGUUUAUGGGAGUCAAAGUGGAACGUCUGGAUUUUCCUUUAAUGUGCUGCAAAUUAAACGAGAAUUUUACAAUUCCCAACGCGCAAAACUGCGUCGACCACCCGGAUGACAAGAACAGCAACACCAAAAUCGGUUGUGCAAAGGUGUUGGAGAAGUAUAUGGUUUCGAUUUUCAACAAGAUACUCUACGGAUCACUGAUACUUUUAGGAUUCAAC
This is a messenger RNA of Opisthorchis viverrini, 996 nucleotides long. RefSeq lists its product as hypothetical. Gene Ontology annotation, cellular component: membrane. The transcript is spliced from 8 exons. The annotation marks the transcript as partial. The record is from RefSeq and is a predicted model, not a curated record. NCBI's taxonomy places the organism in Eukaryota, Metazoa, Platyhelminthes, Trematoda, Opisthorchiida, Opisthorchiidae.